This is a messenger RNA of Akanthomyces muscarius, 1026 nucleotides long. RefSeq lists its product as uncharacterized. Lineage: Eukaryota; Fungi; Ascomycota; Sordariomycetes; Hypocreales; Cordycipitaceae. The transcript has 2 exons. The record is from RefSeq and is a predicted model, not a curated record. The coding region runs from base 1 to 1026 and encodes 341 amino acids. Gene Ontology annotation, molecular function: acetyltransferase activity.
AUGGACGUUCCCGGCUUCAGGCACAGUGUGUCACAUCCAUCGGCGUACUCGACAUCCCAAGUCUCAGCAUGGCUCCGGCGGCUACGCUUACCAGUCCACUACCACCAAUACAUUGAUGACCCUUUAGGGAUUCCCAAAACGUACCAGUCGCUGGAAACUCUAUUCCAGUGCCAGAUUACAGUCUUCCCGUACGAGAACCUCGCAGUGCAUUAUUCACCGACUCAUCUCGUCGACAUUAAGCCAGAUGUGCUCUAUCGCAAGACGAUGGAGGAUCCUAUCCGAGGCAGAGGCGGCUACUGCAUGGAACUCAGCAUAUUCUUUCACCACAUGCUUCGUGGGCUCGGGUUUCGCGUCACCAUGACUGGCGUAAGAAACCGCACGCGAACAGACGGCGUUCCCAGCGGCGAAUACCAAGGAUGGACGCACAUUAACAAUAUCAUUCAUCUCCCGGAUGGGACAAAGUACAGCGCCGAUGUUGCCUUUGGCGGCGACGGACCAACGGCGCCGCUGCCGAUGAACGACGAGGCGACGAUCCAUGACAACCUCGGCAGCCAGCAAGUCCGUCUCGUCCACGGCCACAUUGACAAGCAGCAGCGCAGCGAGCCGCGGCUGUGGAUCUACCAGUACCGCAACGGCCUGGACAAGGACUGGGCCUCGUUUUACAGCUUCGCGGAGCUCGAGUUCUUCCAGGAGGACUUUGCGGUGCAGAACUGGUGGGCGUGCGCCCACACGCUGCAUCGGUGGACGGUGCUCGUGGUGCGGUUUCUGCGGGAGGGCGAGCCGCUGGAGUUUGCAGAGGGGCGAGAGGGCAGGGCUGUGGCGGAAGAUGGUGGUGAUGUUGGCAUUGCGGGCAAGGUCAUGCUGGUGAAUGACGUGGUCAAGGUCAACCUGGGUGGCAAGACGCAGGUCGCGUGUCGGCUUGGGAGUGAGAGGGAAAGAGUGACAGCACUGAAGACGUAUUUCAACAUCAGUUUGCUAGAGAACGAGGUCAAGGCUAUCCGUGGCUGGGACAUGGAGUUGGCGUAA